CCUUCUUUGCAAAUUUGCAACUAGCAAUAGCCUGCGAGGUUUUGUGCACGAUGGGCAUGGCUGAGAAGGGGUCGGCAGCAAGGAAGGCCGGGCUGAUCACCAAGACGCUGGACCGGUGCCGGAGCACGACGGCGAGGAACAACAAGCCGGCGGAGGGCUGCUUCUCGGUGUACGUCGGUGCGGGCAAGCAGCGGUUCGUGGUGCGGACGGAGUGCUUGAACCACCCGCUGUUCCGGGCACUGCUUGAGGAGGCCGAGGAGGCGUUUGGGUACGCUGACGCGGGGCCCCUCGAGCUGCCCUGCAACACCGAGGCCUUUACCAAGGUGCUGGAGAAGAUCGAGGAGGAGAAGCGGAUGACGGCGGGGAGGAGGCAUGGCCUCGCCAGGGGGAACUCCUACCGGCUGCUCAGCACCGGCCAGCCUGCCAUCAUUGGCCGGUCGUAGCAUGUCCAUUUGUAUUGGAUAGGAUGAUGGCGAGUUGAUGAGCUCUGAGUUUCUGUUGAGCUCAUGUUUUCAGACUAUCAUGUACAUAUUUGGAAGCAACUUUAGCAAUUCCAAGUAUGGUAAACAA
This is a messenger RNA of Triticum dicoccoides, 570 nucleotides long. Its product is annotated as indole-3-acetic acid-induced protein ARG7-like. Lineage: Eukaryota; Viridiplantae; Streptophyta; Magnoliopsida; Poales; Poaceae. Gene Ontology annotation, biological process: response to auxin. The coding region runs from base 51 to 443 and encodes 130 amino acids. The transcript has a single exon. The record is from RefSeq and is a predicted model, not a curated record.